Lagenorhynchus albirostris (white-beaked dolphin) is the source of this 1663-nucleotide messenger RNA. It is a transcript of the gene GLA, whose product is annotated as galactosidase alpha. The coding region runs from base 206 to 1486 and encodes 426 amino acids. Gene Ontology annotation, molecular function: alpha-galactosidase activity. Gene Ontology annotation, cellular component: cytoplasm. The record is from RefSeq and is a predicted model, not a curated record. NCBI's taxonomy places the organism in Eukaryota, Metazoa, Chordata, Mammalia, Artiodactyla, Delphinidae. Gene Ontology annotation, biological process: oligosaccharide metabolic process; glycosylceramide catabolic process; glycoside catabolic process. The transcript has 7 exons.
GGUGGCGUCGCGUCUUCUAUGACUGGUCAUUGGUCCGCCUCUGGUGAUAACCGUCCCAGUUGCCGGAGAAACAAUCGGGUCAGGGCUUAAUAACUCACCGGUGAUUGGUGAUGAGGACGAAAGCGGGUUCCCUGGGCCGCCUCUGCCUUUUUAGCUCUUAAGGUUAAAUUUAAAAGCCCAGGUGACUCGUGGAAGUCUGUGCUGCAUGAUGACAGCGACGGUGAAGCUGGUGAGCAGAGUCCGGCGGCUGGGCUGCGUGCUGGCCUUUUGCUUCCUGGCCCUGUUUCUCUGGGGGCUCCCUGGGGCCCGGGCCCUCGACAACGGCUUGGCGAUGACCCCUACCAUGGGCUGGCUGCACUGGGAGCGCUUCAUGUGCAACGUGAACUGCCAAGAAGAGCCGGAUUCCUGUGUCAGUGAGAAGCUCUUUCUGCAGAUAGCUGAGAUCAUGGCCUCAGAUGGCUGGAAGGAUGUAGGCUAUGAGUACCUCUGCAUUGAUGACUGUUGGAUGGCUCCCGAAAGAGAUUCAGAAGGCAGACUUCAGGCAGACCCUAAACGCUUUCCUGGUGGGAUCCGCCGCCUCGCUAAUUAUGUCCAUAGCAAAGGACUGAAGCUAGGGAUUUAUGCAGAUGUUGGAAAUAAAACCUGUGCAGGCUUCCCUGGGAGUUUUGGAUACUAUGACAUUGAUGCCAAGACCUUUGCUGACUGGGGAGUAGAUCUGCUAAAAUUUGACGGUUGUUACUGUGACAGUAUAAAACAUUUGGCAGAUGGUUAUAAGCACAUGUCCUUGGCCCUGAACAGGACUGGCAGAAGCAUUGUGUACUCCUGUGAGUGGCCCCUUUAUAUGUGGCCCAUUUUUAAGCCCAAUUACACAGAAAUCCGAGAGUACUGCAAUCACUGGAGAAAUUUUGCUGAUGUUUAUGAUUCUUGGCAAAGUAUAAGGAGUAUCUUGGACUGGACAACUUCUAACCAGGAGAGCAUUGUUCCUGUCGCAGGACCAGGAGGUUGGAAUGAUCCAGAUAUGUUGGUGAUUGGCAACUUUGGCCUCAGCCGGGAUCAGCAAAUAACUCAGAUGGCCCUCUGGGCUAUCAUGGCAGCUCCAUUACUCAUGUCCAAUGACCUCCGACACAUCUGCCUUGAAGCCAAAGCCCUUCUUCAGGAUAAGGAUGUAAUUGCCAUCAACCAGGACCCCUUGGGCAAGCAGGGGUACCGGCUUAGAAAGGAGGACAACUUUGAGGUGUGGGAACGCCCUCUCUCUAACUUAGCCUGGGCUGUGGCUAUGGUAAACCUGCAGGAGAUUGGUGGACCUCGUUCUUACACCAUCUCUGUUACUUCCCUGGGUCAAGGACUGGCCUGUAAUCCUGACUGUCUGAUCACGCAGCUCCUCCCUGUGAAGAGGAAGCUUGGGUUUUAUGAAUGGACUUCAAGUUUAAAAACUCAAGUAAAUCCCACAGGUACUGUUUUGCUUAGGCUAGAAAGAGCAAGCUAGACUGCAUUAAAAUGCUUCCUUUAAAAUGUAUUAUUUUGUUGCCAAAGUGACUACCCCACUUUUGUCCACCUUCAGCUGUUCUUAUUUCUUUGAGUAAAAGUUUCUACACUUGAGCUUUUUUGUUGUUGUUGCUGUACGCGGGCCUCUCACUGCUGUGGCCUCUCCCGUUGCCGAGCA